This is a messenger RNA of Closterium sp. NIES-67, 3168 nucleotides long. NCBI's taxonomy places the organism in Eukaryota, Viridiplantae, Streptophyta, Zygnematophyceae, Desmidiales, Closteriaceae. The record is from the annotation of a GenBank genome assembly.
UGCGCCAGCCUGUGGGCGUGGCAGCUUCGGAGGAAGUUGAUCUGUGUGAGGAAAAUGGUUUUCCAUUUCUGAGUGGUCAUCACGUGCCUCCUACCAUUGCAAGAAAGGUCAUUACAGUUCCAAGUCCAAUUGGUUUGCCGCAUGCGAUCUCCAGCUCAGGAGGCAGAAUGCCGUCAAUUUCUCCUCCGCCCACAGGCAAUCAUCACAGUAACCAUACUGGCUAGGCUAGAGGGUUCUCCUAUCGCGAGUGCGCCCAUCGCUGACAGUGCGAAUGCGCGAGAGUCGAAGUCGGUGUGCAGGUGGAUGUGGGCCGCGGAUGGAAGCGCAGCAUUUCCUUUCAGGUGAAACCCUCAAGAGGCGAAAGCCGCAUAGCCUUGAACGGAGCUUGUGCCGUAGUGUUGGCCUUUCACUAGACGGCACCGUGCCGAGGCCAAAAUGUCAAAACAGUUAUCAGAGCCAGAGCGUCGUUGUGAUGGCUUGCGCAAGAUUCGCUUUAGCAAUUAGCCAUUCUCAGCUAUCUAGUACUAGUCAGUAGAGCCGCCAUGCCGCAUUCGUCAGAAGCGAUCACUUCGCCGUCCCAAUCCCAAUCCUCGUCGCUCGCCGUCAAGCCGUGGUCCGCAGAGGAGGACGCGGUUCUGCUGCGCCAUGCGCUGCAUUGCGGCACGAGGCAGUGGGGAGAGUUGGGGAGGAGCGGUCAGCUGAAGAGAAACAACAAGUCGUGCUGUAAUCGUUACAUCUUCCUCAGAAGGAAGUUCGUCCAACGCUUUCAGCAGAAUCUCCUGCGAGAGCAGCUGGGAGGCGCUGCAUUUCCUCAGCACAUAGCCUUGGAGGCGCACAGCCAGCUGCUGCUGAGGCGUGACGGCCAGCAGCAGCAGCAUCAGCAGCAGAAGCACCAGCACCAGCAGCAGCAAUACUGGCACCAACCGCAGCCGCAGCAGCAGGGGCAGCAGGGUGGCGUGGGUUCACCCGGGUCGCAAUCGCCUGCUCUUACUUUCGGCGGGCUGUCGUUUGAAGAGUGCAGGAGCGUCUUCCUCUCACCCAAUGCGCGCCCACUAACAGCCCAGGCGAGCCUCGCGUCUGCCAGCGCUGCUGCUGCCUCCAAUGCUGCUUUCCCCGGUGCCUCUUUCUCCAGUGCCUCUCUCUCGGGUGCGUCUCUCCCUGGUGCCGCUGCUGACUCCAACGCUCCUGCUGUGUCCAACGCUGCUGUGUCCAAUAUUGCUGCGACCAGUGACCGUGCUUCUGAUGCCGAUGCAGUGGCGAGUGGAGCGAUGAUCUCCAGUUCAGCUGCCCUCAGCCUGCCCAUGAAGCGACCCACGGAGGACUGGCGAGGCCCUACGCCUGACCCACUGCUGCCAGGCCGAGCUGAAAGGUGGGCCGGCUGCAUAUUGAGGCACUCCCAGUCGUUGGAGGAGCGUUUUCAGCUGCAGGGGUCGGGGAGCGGUCUCCUCGAUGAUCUGCUGCUGGAGGCGCAUCGCCACCAGCGGGGCGGAGGGAGCAGCCGGCAGCAGCGGGUGGUGUGGCCUCGCGUGGAGUCGGAGAGCGCCCUUCCAGACGAUGGGUUUCUGGGAUUCAGCAGCCAGGACCCUGGCUUCAUCAUACAGGUUGCAGCACUGCCAGCUCCAUUGCUCAACCAGCUCCCUCUCCUACCUGAUUCCGCUGGGGGGGGGUUGAGCACCUGCCUUGGACAGAUGUUCUCAGUUGGAAAUAUUUCUGCAAGGCAGGAGCUGAUCCCGCCCAUGACCGCAUGCAGUGCGAUGCCAGAAAGCGACUCUCUUCCCCUCCCCACCCCUGCACCUCACCAGUGGUUGCCUGGGCCUGGGCCCCCUGUGCCCAUGCCUCGCCUGCCAUCCGCCUUAACCCCGUGUACUUUCUCCCGCCUCCCCCUCGCGAGUGAGCCUCAGGGACGGGCGCAGGCAGUCACAGGUGCUGGGGCAUUCGAGGCGACUAAAAGGCCAGCCCUGCCAGAGUGGGCGAUCGUGCCGGGAGGGAGGGGGGAGGGAGUUCCUCAGACGCACAGGCACCAGCAGCGGCCGGUCGUUCCUCAGCGCCUAGAGCUCCAACCCAUUCCCUCGAUUUCAUUGCACCAGCCAGCACCGCGAUGCCUGGCCCAGCCUCUGGCCCAGCCUCUUGCCCAGCCUCUGGCCCAGCCUCUGUCCCAGCCACUGUCCCAGCCACUGUCCCAGCCACUGUCCCAGCCACUGUCCCAGCCACUGUCCCAGCCUCUGUCCCAGCCUCUGUCCCAGCCUCUGUCCCAGCCUCUGUCCCAGCCUCUGUCCCAGCCUCUGUCCCAGCCCCUGGCCCAGCCACUGUCCCAGCCUCUGGCCCAGCCACUGGCCCAGCCUCUGGCCCAAGCAGUUCUGCUGUCUCCCGACUCUCAACAGCCACUGGACCCUGGCUUCUCCAUUUUCAGUCGUAAUAACUCUCAUGGUGCGCGGCACAUGCGCUCUAACCCAAGCACCUCGCUCAAGCAGGCUCCUAUACCGCCAGGCCAUGCCUUGCUGCAAAAGCGGUUAAUUCCUUCAACAGGUGGCAUACCUGCUGCCCCGUCACCCUUACAGCCAGGUCCUGCCUUGCUGCAGGAGCGGUUAAUCCCUUCAACACCUGGCAUACCUGCUGCCCCCUCACACUUACAGCCAGGUCCUGCCUUGCCGUUAAUCGUGUCACCAGCUCUCCUGAGCCCGGCGCUUGCUCCGUGGCCCAACAUGGCGGAUGCCCCGGGAGGUGAUGGGGCUUUUAUCCAUGUCGCAGUUAAUGAUGGCCUUAACUCGGACGUGCACUCCUCCACUAGUUUGUUUGAGCAUGGAGGAACAACCGAGUUGAAGCCCAAUAAUAACUGGGAUGGGGAUAUGCUUGGCAACACGAGCAUUUUUCCAUGCUGUUGAUGUUGCACUGAGGCUUACAGGUGCCAUGCGUCUGUUCUUGUCCCCCCACAUGGCUAUAGGCAAGGCAGCUCACGUUUGAUUUUUGUCUUUAGCGCAGCUUCAAUUAUCGGGUUCUUUCCCUGAGAGGAUGGAUUCCUUACUGCGGCUUGCUUUAGCGCGUAAUCAUGAGUGCUUCUAUUCACAGCCGAGCCGAGGUUUGCCCCGCCAGUUGCUUUACUGAGCCUCAUCCUCUCCUGAUACUGUAAUCCCCCGUAUAAAACACCCUACGGUGUUAAUAAAAAUGCAA